GAGAACAGACUUAGCUAUUUUCCACAUAUCCGGCGAAAAGAGAGUAAGAUGGCUACAGAGGGUUUCCAAACCUUUCGUCUUUGAUUAAAUAUUGUCAUUCUGGAUGAAAAAUAGCGAUAGUAUCACCCCCCACCAACAUACAUCGUGAUGGAAAAGAAUCCCGUCACACGGUGGUCAUAGUGGCACGAGCUUGAAAGUCUCUCGUUACAAACGGUGUUCGUAGCAAGCUAGCUAGUUGUACUGCGUGGGCUAGCCUAGCCUCACCGGCCAGCUGUCCGUCAAAUUCUUUGGGAGAGGUCUAUAAAACACAAAAUGGGGACUCCAGUCAACAUCCAAAACCCCAGUAAGACGUGGGAGCUAAGCUUGUAUGAGCUGCACAGGAGCCCACAGGAGGCGAUCAUGGACAGCACAGAGAUAGCGGUGUCCCCCAGGAGCCUCCACAGUGAGCUGAUGUGCCCCAUCUGUCUGGACAUGCUGAAGAACACCAUGACCACCAAGGAGUGCCUGCACCGCUUCUGCUCCGACUGCAUCGUCACUGCACUCCGAUCAGGGAACAAGGAAUGCCCGACGUGCCGAAAGAAGCUUGUGUCAAGACGGUCCCUGCGCCGCGACUCCAACUUCGACGCCCUCAUCUCCAAGAUCUACCCCAGCCGCGACGAGUACGAGGCCCACCAGGACCGGGUACUGGAGAGACUCAACCGGCUGCACAACAAGCAAGCCCUCAGCUCUAGCAUCGAGGAGGGGCUGCGCAUGCAGGCGCUGCACAGACGCCCCAGAGCCCAGCGAGUGCGCAAACCGGCGCAGGAGAGCGACAACACAACCUUCAGCGGCGGCGAGGACAACGGGGACGCGAGGUCACACCUCUCCCACGACUCUGCGCCUUCCCACGCGCCCCUCCCCCCGAGCCACAUGCCCACUGAGGCCGGGCCCAGCCGGAACCCCAAGCGGCCCAGGGUGUCAGACGAGUCAGGCCCGGAGGUGGAUGGGGGCAGCCCCACGGCCCCGCUCCGCCACCACAAAGAGGGUCCCGGCUCGGAGAUAGAGCUGGUGUUCCGCCCUCACCCCCUGCUGGUCAACACACAGGAGUACAGCCAGACCAGAUAUGUGAAGACCACAGCCAACGCCACAGUGGACCACCUGUCUAAGUACCUGGCUCUGCGCAUCGCUCUGGAGGAGAGGCAAAGAGACAGCCAACCAGAUGCAGCGACUGAGAAAGGGAAAGAGGGAGGGGAGGCGGGGGCUAAGGGAGAGAAAGCAGCAGCAGGAGAAGGGGCCAGCCUGAAGAACGUCAGUGAGAAACAAUACACCAUCUACAUCACCACAUCAGGGGGCCAGUUCUCUACUCUGAACGGCUCCCUGACUUUGGAGCUGGUGAAUGAGAAGUACUGGAAGGUCAGAAAGCCUCUGGAGCUCUACUAUGCCCCCACCAAGGACCAACCGCUUCAACCACCACAGCCACCGCAGCAGAAGUCCCCACAGCCCAAAGAGGGGUGAGGAGGACAGGAGCCCUCCCUCUUCAGCCUUUAUCACUCCCUGUCUCUGACCGCCAACUGAUCAUGUGUGUCGGAGAGACUUUUAAAGAUUUAUGUGUGCUGCGUGUAGCUGCUUCUAAGGUAGUCAUACGGAACAUUCCAUAUAUUGCUGAAGGUCUUCAACUUUGUCCUCAGACUUUGAAGUUUUUCUGUUUUUCCUCAGUAGCUUCAAAUCAAACCUGAGUGUGAAGUUGUUUUUAGAAUUCCUACAAAUUAAAAUGCUGUCUGGACUGGUGCACACACUGCCAGACAACACCUACGUAGUCCAGCCUUCUUUCAAACCUUCACAGACCACCAAGUAUUGAUGCUUGACAUUGCAUCAGGACUGCCACAUUAUGUUGAUACAUCAUUUCAGAUCAGCGUGAGUAAUUUACUUUGGAAACUGUUGUGUGGAGAUUAACUUUUUCCCUUUGAGACAGACUUGGGAUGACCAGAUGUCAUAAAGGAUGGUUGAAUUGAAUAUUAUGCAAGAAUAUACUGCUAUAUAGCAGUAGAUUAGGACUUUUCUAUACUGAAUACAGCUUGCUUUGAAAUUAGUUUAUAAUUGUAACUAUUUAUGACAUGUCUAUUUAAUUUCUUUAAGACAUGACUGAUGCACUAUGCCGCUUAUGGAGGGCGUCAAGUAGCAACGGUUGGUGGAAUUGAGCUAGUUAAUGUGAUUUAUCCUAAGCUUGGACCCAUAGAGGGUCCACAGGGCUUUUUCCUAAUGCUAGCUUCAUACCUUUCACUUCCUUUAUCAAGUCUUACCUGAUGCACUUUAUACACUGAGUAUACUCAACAUUAGGAACACUCCCAACAGGGAUGCUGGCCCAUGUUGACUGGAUGUCCUUUGGGUGGUGGACCAUUCUUGAGACACACAGGAAACUGUUAAGCGUCAGUUCUUGACACAAACAAGUGGGCCUAGCACUUACGAUACCCCGUUCAAAGGUACUUAAAGCUUUUGUCUUGCCCAUACAAUCCAUGUUUUAAGGCUUAAAAAUCCUUUAACUUGUCUCCUCCCUGUCAUCUACACUGAAGUGGAUUUAACAAGUAACAAGGGAUCACAGCUUUCACCUGGAUAGUCCGUCAUGGAAAGAGCAGGUGUUAAUGUUUUGUAUACUCGGUGUAUGUUCUGCUGGCAUAAUGGGUUUUCUUACCUCAGUUUUUCUAUGAUCUUUGUACAAUUAAGGCAAUAUAUCCCACUUGGAACUGUUACUCAGCUUGUUUGUAUUGCAAUUCCUCUUGAUCCAUUCAGCACAAUAAAAAAAAGGCAAGGA
Molecule: messenger RNA, 2788 nt
Organism: Coregonus clupeaformis (lake whitefish)
Lineage: Eukaryota; Metazoa; Chordata; Actinopteri; Salmoniformes; Salmonidae
Product: E3 ubiquitin-protein ligase RING2-A-like
Exons: 7
Coding region: 313-1494 (393 amino acids)
Biological process (GO): negative regulation of DNA-templated transcription
Cellular component (GO): ubiquitin ligase complex; PcG protein complex
Molecular function (GO): chromatin binding; ubiquitin protein ligase activity
Source: RefSeq, a predicted model, not a curated record